Molecule: messenger RNA, 1104 nt
Organism: Pleurotus ostreatus (oyster mushroom)
Lineage: Eukaryota; Fungi; Basidiomycota; Agaricomycetes; Agaricales; Pleurotaceae
Product: Carboxy-terminal domain (CTD) phosphatase
Exons: 3
Coding region: 1-1104 (367 amino acids)
Source: RefSeq, a predicted model, not a curated record
AUGCCAGACCUUAUCACAGUUUCGGGCGUGAAGGAAUAUCUGGAAGGCACCCGUUUUGAGUGCUCGGAUGCUCUUCCCCUUUCAGGAGGCACAGCGAACUUCAUCUACAGGAUAUCAUUGUUGAGGCCGGUUGAGGGACAUUCGAGUCUAAUCCUCAAGCAUGGACGUCCAUUUGUUGGGAACAUACCCUUCUCGUUGCAGCGACAGGCAUACGAGGUGGAGGCUUUAAAAUGGAUUUCUACCUGGAUCGCCCCUGAUUCACCAGUCAAAGUUCCUGCUGUUGUCCAUUUCGACGAAGACAAGGCGGUCAUUAUUAUGGAAGAUGUCGGACUUGACGCAAAAACGUUGAAACAGCUCUUACUUGAUGGGGCCGUGUCGCAGGCCACGGCGAAGAAUGUUGGGAACGCGCUCGGGGAAUUCAUAGCAAAUGUACACCGUCGUAGCGGUGGUGAAGUUGAAUUGCUGCGGGGCUUUGAUGCAAAUGAACAUGGAAAAUCUAUAUCGUCAUGGGCGACUUAUGGACGGCUGGCCUCUACGCUGGAGGGCGAAGACAUGCCUGUGCUUUCGGAUCCUCCUUUGAACGUCUCUAAGGAAACAAUGAACACCAUCGCUAUGCUAUCCAAAGAGAGAUCUUCCCAGAUCAAUGCUAGCGCGGACUGUCUGGUCAUGGGAGACUUCUGGCCGGGGAACAUUGUUCUGAGUCCAACUGCAGAGUCGAUCUACGUUAUUGACUGGGAACUCGCGAAGACGGGGUUGGAGGGAUUGGAUUUGGGCCAAUUUUGCGCCGAAAUCCACACAUUGCGCCGUUUCCAUCCAAGUCAAAGCACGAGCGCAGAAGCCAUCAUCUCAGCUUUCCUUCAAACAUAUCGUCGACUUCGAGAUCAUCUAGAUCCAUUAGUGCUGGCGGGUACAGUAGUAACCCAUGUCGGGGCGCAUCUGGUCGCUUGGACACCUCGCGUCGAAUGGGGCGGGAGAGAAGACACCCGAGCAGUAGUUGCAGAAGGAGUGGAGCUGCUCGUGGGAGGAUAUAGUGGUUCUUAUCAUCAGACCCAGUCAUGGCAUGACUUUCUGAAGGCCUCGUUGGCCGGUCCGUUGAUCGAUUAG